Polyodon spathula (Mississippi paddlefish) is the source of this 7407-nucleotide messenger RNA. Its product is annotated as von Willebrand factor A domain-containing protein 8-like. The coding region runs from base 152 to 5839 and encodes 1895 amino acids. The transcript has 45 exons. The record is from RefSeq and is a predicted model, not a curated record. Gene Ontology annotation, molecular function: ATP binding; ATP hydrolysis activity. Lineage: Eukaryota; Metazoa; Chordata; Actinopteri; Acipenseriformes; Polyodontidae. Gene Ontology annotation, cellular component: cytoplasm.
UUAUCGGACGCUCCUGGUACGGUGUUUAUUAUAUCCCCCCACUGCGUUUGACAAGCAAGCAGCCGGCUCUUGUGGAAUCGAUAUGACACAACGUCAGCUGUAACAUUAGCGAUUUUUAAUAUUGUGUUAACUGUCGCAUCAUUGCAUUGGGAUGCAGUCACGGAUUGUGUGCAGUGGCACGGCUGCUGCAAUAGCUGCACGAAGAAUCAGGAAUAUUUUAGGUCCCGUACUUGGAAGAGGGGGCUGGUCAAGCAAACAACAUGAGGUCAAACUUAUAAACACGACUGCAGGUGAUACUGUUAAAAUUGGUGACAUUUCAUUCAAGCUGAAGUCACCUACGAAUCCUGAACUUGUGCCUUUUAAUUACUUGUCUGAAGCUUUGCCGCAGACAGUGGCCCAGCAUCUCAGAUGGAUUAUGCAGAAAGACCUUUUGGGACAGGAUGUGUUUUUGAUUGGUCCCCCGGGUCCUCUUCGCCGCUCCAUCGCUAUGCAGUAUCUGGAGCUGACGAAACGAGAAGUGGAGUAUGUGGCCUUGUCUCGAGACACGACGGAGACAGAUCUGAAGCAGCGGCGAGAGAUCCGAGCCGGCACAGCUUUUUACAUCGACCAGUGUGCCGUCCGCGCAGCGACGCAUGGGAGGAUCCUGGUGCUAGAGGGACUAGAGAAAGCUGAGCGAAACGUCCUGCCCGUUCUCAACAACCUGCUGGAAAACAGGGAGAUGCAGCUGGAGGACGGGCGCUUCCUCAUGUCUGCACAGCGCUACGACAGACUGCUUCAGGAUCACACUAAGGAAGAGAUGGAUGUCUGGAAGAUUGUGCGUGUGAGUGAGGAUUUCCGAGUGAUUGCACUGGGCUUGCCUGUCCCCAGGUACACUGGGAAUCCACUGGACCCUCCCCUCCGCUCAAGGUUCCAAGCCAGAGACAUUUAUUACUUGCCUUUCAAGGACCAACUAACGCUUCUUUAUGCUGCUGGACCGAAUGUCCCAGCUGAGAGAGUCUCUCAGCUCCUGUCCUUUGGUACGACCCUGUGCUCCCAAGAGUCUUCUAGCCUUGGCCUUCCAGACUUCCCAGUGGACAGCCUGCCCGCUGCUGUUCACAUUCUGGAAGCCUUUCCCAUGCUGUCCUCCCAACAGCUCCUCCAAAGACUCUACCCCUACGACAUGUUGCUGGCAAAGGAAGGCAGGACUGCAGUGGAAGAUGCUCUGAGUAGAUUUGAGCUGCUUGAUUCAGGCAAGCACCAUUUCCCCAGAGGGAUCAUUAAAGUAGAAGAGAAAGAUGGCAGCCAGACCCCACAGGCAGCAGUUACUGUGCAGAUCGCAAGCAAAGAAGUCCCAUUUCAGGUCCCAGCUGGAACAAGACCUUUAAGAUCCCACCUGGGAGGCCUGAACUUCAUUAGGACACCCAGUCAUGACCGACUGCUGGCAGAAAUGAUGCAGUCACACAUGGUGAAAGACAUUUGUCUGAUUGGUGCAAAGGGAUGCGGGAAAUCUGUGAUUGCGAAGGAGUUUUCUGAGAUGCUGGGCUACAACGUUGAACCCGUAAUGCUGUAUCAGGAUAUGACUGCCAGGGAUGUGCUCCAGCAGAGGUACACCCUUCCCAAUGGAGACACAGCCUGGAGACCUUCUCCCCUGGUCACUGCAGCCCAGGAGGGCAAGCUGGUCCUUCUAGAUGGCAUCCAUCGAGUCAACCUGGGAACACUGUCAGUUCUCUCAAGACUAAUCCAUGACCGAGAGCUGACUCUGUAUGAUGGCACACGCUUGCUUCGUGUAGACAGGUAUGAGUCUUUGAAAGAGGAGCUUCAGCUGUCGGACGAGGAGCUACAGAAGAGAUCGAUCUUCCCGGUCCACCCUUCUUUUCGAAUCGUCGCCUUGGCGGAGCCCCCGGUUGUGGGCAGCAGCACUCAGCAGUGGCUUGGACCAGAGCUACUCACCAUGUUCCUGUUCCAUACCGUCAAGCCUCUCACAGUGACUGAGGAAACCCAGAUCAUCAGAGCAAUGACUCCAAAUGUUCCAAAGGAUGCCGUUGAGCAGUUACUGCAUUUAACCCACAAACUUCGGAAGACGAACGACCCAACAGCCCAGUCAUUGGCAUCUUCUUUGUCCACAAGACAGUUAUUGAGGAUCUGCCGACGUCUUUCGCAGUACCCAGAGGAAAGCAUUUCUCACGCUGUAAACAAAGCCUGCCUCUCCAGGUUUUUGCCUAACCUUGCGAGAUCUGCUUUGCAAAAGAACUUACUGGAUUCUGGAAUUGUGGACAGCUACGUUGUGUCAAAGCAGGAAGAAAAGGAUAAAAGUUGUGAAAUAAAAGAUGGAACACUGAAGAUUGGAAAGGUCUCUGUUCCUGUCUAUAAUCCAGAUGAGAAGAUGAAAGUUCCUGACAUCCUGUUUUAUGAAAAUGCUCAGCACAUGAUGGUGAUGGAGGACAUGCUAAAGGACUUCCUGCUGGGGGAGCACCUGCUUCUGGUUGGUAACCAGGGCGUUGGGAAGAACAAGAUAGUUGACAGAUUUCUGCAGCUCAUGAACAGGCCGAGGGAGUACCUGCAACUUCACAGAGACACCACAGUGCAGACCCUCACUCUGCAGCCCUCUGUUCGGGAUGGUAUUAUCAUCUAUGAGGAUUCCCCACUGGUGAAAGCAGUGAAGAUGGGACACAUCCUGGUUAUAGAUGAAGCUGACAAAGCCCCAACCAACGUCACCUGCAUUUUAAAGACUUUGGUAGAGAGCGGAGAAAUGAUUCUUGCCGAUGGAAGGAGAAUUGUUGCAGAUCCAGCCUUUGCCAGAGGCAGGCCAAAUGCUAUUGUGAUCCACCCUGACUUCCGAAUGCUUGUGCUGGCAAACAGACCUGGCUUUCCUUUCCUGGGGAAUGAUUUCUUUGGAGCAUUAGGAGACAUAUUCAGCUGCCAUGCAGUUGACAAUCCCAAGCCACAGUCAGAACUUGCCAUGCUAAAGCAGUAUGGCCCAGAUGUCCCAGAUCCAGUGCUUCAGAAACUAGUAGCAGCGUUUGGAGAGCUGAGGGCGAUGGCAGAUCAGGGCACCAUUACAUACCCAUACUCAACCAGAGAGGUUGUGAAUAUCGUCAGACACCUGCAGACAUUUCCAGACGAAGGACUUGCAAACGUGGUGCGCAAUGUGUUUGACUUUGAUUCCUACAACAAGGAAAUGCGUGAGAUUCUCACCAGCACCCUGCACAAACAUGGAAUCCCGAUCGGAGCCAAGCCAACCAGCGUGCAUCUGGCCAAGGAGUUGCCAUUGCCCGAAUGCAGACUCACUGGCUACUGGACGACAAACCAGUCUGGAAACCCACGCCAGAAGCUGCUGUGCCCCACUGAGACUCGCCAGACAGACAUCAAGGGUCCAGUGUUUUUAAGAGUCCAGGGAUACCCGUUGGAACGACACGAGGCGCGAGCCCUGAGCUUCACUGAAGAGCAGGCACACUGGCAGAUCCCCAUGAACGAAGUGAAUAUCGUCUGUGAUGUAACCACAGCCACAGACACUAUUUAUGUGGCUACCUGCAACCCAGUCUCCUUGUACGCUAUGCAUGUGAGUGGAGACACUGUACAGUGUAUGGACCUAUACGAUGUCUUCCCCAGGACUAUCAGCGGUGUCUGGCAACCGUUCGUAAAAGUAGCGGCUCUUGGGGGUCCCCUUCAGGGCCAAGUUGUGUUGCACGAGGAACAGAGCAAUGCUGUCUUGCACUUGGAUGUGACGAGCGGAGCUGUGCGCCGAAUCAUCCUGUCUGCGGAGGGUCAGGAGACCCCUAAGAACCCAUCAUCCUGGUGGAGCAACAAGCAAGACCAGGGUGCUUUCAAAAUGUGCCGAGAGUUUUCACAGAAGAACUGGCUUGUCUUCUACAAAGAGAAUCAGAACCACCUCGAUGUGCUGGACGUGUUAGAAGGCAGAGCUCACACUAUCUCCCUGCCAAUCAACCUCAAGUCCGUCUUCCUGGUGGCUGAAGACCGCUGGCUGCUCGUGGAAAGCAAAACCAACCAGAAGUUCCUGCUCACUAAGCCGAUGCACAUGGGAGCAGAGGACACUGGGGUCUGCCAACUUCAUCCAAUCACUGAGGAUCCCGUCAGCACUGGUUUCGGAACGACAUCAGGUGUGGAGCUCACAGUCCCAUACGAAGUGUCCAGAGAUCAGUUACCUGCAGAAAACCUGGGGGCAGCGCUUGGGCAGAAGAUUGUGUCUCCCAACAGGGUUCUUGCUGAUGAAAACAACUAUGCAGCCAUUGUAAUCGGCUUUCCAGAUCUAAUGUCUCCUAAUGAGGUGUACAGCUGGAAGAGGAAGUCUCCUGUUGCCGGGAGCAGCUCUGCAAGGACCAUCUUCACCGAGGGCCGCCAGAGUGGGGCUGUGAAACAGACCAACUGUGUCAGUCUGGUCGGAGCCAGCCAGCUCAUCCGUGCUAUACCUGCUGGAGACGUGCCUCUGAAAGAACUCUACCCCAAAGAAACAAAGCCUAUACAGACUGCUGGCUUCUUGGAAGUAACCGAUCUGAAUUCAAAGAAGAUAAAAUAUAUUCCUAUUCCAAGGUCAAGGACACUAUCUCCCUACUCCUCCUGGCUCUCCAAGAUCUCCCACACAGACGUGUUGCUGGCCCCCAUGGGCGGAGGGGGCGUGGUCACAAUUGACAUGGGCGGGUACGUGAGGCUUUGGGAGACGGGAUUGGAUACUCUACAGCGCUCCCUGCUGGAGUGGCAAAGUAUGAUUGGACAAGAGGAUGGGAGGCCUGUGCAGAUUACAGUUCAGAGAGACAGCGGCUUGGAUGUGAGCUCUCCUAAACAUGGAAAGGUUGACCAUGACAACACGCCGCAUGUUGGUGGCAAUAUGUGGGCUGGUGGAACAGGGGGCCGAGACACAGCGGGACUGGGUGGGAAGGGAGGCCCGUAUCGCCUGGACGCAGGACACAAGGUGCACCAGGUGUCUCAGGCAGAGAAGGAUGCUGUGCCGGAAGAGGUGAAGAGAGCUGCCAGGGAGAUGGCUGAGAAAGCCUUUAAAGACAGGUUGAAGGAAAUUCACAUGAGUGAGUACGAUGCGUCCAUGUAUGAGAAGUUCUCUGGAGCUGUGAAACGGCAGGUGCAGUCUCUGCGAGUCAUCUUGGACAGUCUACAGGCUAAAGGCAAAGAGAGACAGUGGCUGAAGAACCAGGCCCUUGGGGAACUGGACGACGCCAAAAUCAUUGAUGGACUGACAGGAGAAAAAGCCAUCUACAAACGCAGAGGAGAAUUGGAGCCUGAGCUGGGAACCCCGCAGCAGAAGCCGAAGCGCUUGCGGUUGUUGGCAGAUGUCUCGGGCAGCAUGUAUCGCUUUAACGGGCUGGACAGCAGACUGGAGCGCUCCAUGGAAGCAGUCUGCAUGGUGAUGGAGGCUCUGGAGAGCUAUGAGCACAAGUUCAAGUACGAUAUUGUGGGGCACUCAGGCGAUGGCUUCGACAUUGAGCUGGUCAGAUGUGACAAGAUUCCGAAGAACAACAAAGAGAGAUUAAAGGUUCUCAAGACGAUGCAUGCCCACUCUCAGUUCUGCAUGAGUGGGGACUAUACCCUGGAAGGCACCGAGCAUGCAGUGAAGGAGAUUGCCAGAGAGGAGGCGGAUGAAUACUUUGUUAUAGUACUGAGUGAUGCCAACCUGGAGAGGUACGGCAUCAGCCCUGACCGCUUCGCACAGGCGCUCACCUGCAACCCACAAGUGAACGCCUUCGCUGUAUUCAUCGGCUCCCUGGGAGAUCAGGCCGUCAGGCUUCAGAGGACACUACCGGCGGGGCGAUCUUUUGUCGCGAUGGAUACCAAACAGAUCCCACAAAUCCUGCAGCAGAUCUUCACAUCCACCAUGCUGUCAAGUGCCUAAGAGUUGCUGCUUUCCAAAGGGCCCCAUCCGCCAUGCACGAAGAGCAAGCCAGCAAACCAAGGGCAGGAGUGAAAAGACAUCCUGACAGACAAGUGCCUGAGUACUGUGAGGGAGCUUUUAUCCAUGUGAUUGUACCAGAAAUUAAUACUUCCAUACUCAUUUCAAAUAAGGGACUUCUGAAAAUUAACUAGGGAUGCUGGUGUUAGUUUCCAUGCUGUUAUCAAAUAUGUAUUUUCGUUUUGUUUCCUGCUUGCAAGAUACCCUUUUAAAUAAACCUAGAAACAUGUAAAUAAGAGAAAUAUGAGUUAAAAAAAAAGGAAAUAAAUAAUGCAAAUACGUAUUAGCUUAGUUUAGAGUAAACUAAUGGAAUGCAUGAAUGAAGAAUGCAGACAUUCAGACAGCGAGUAGUAAAUCACUGUCGGUGCUUGGAUGUUCAGCUAGAUCUAAAGUAGAUGAUCAAUGUCGUCUGUGUUUCAAAACUGAGAACCGCACGCAAAUGCAUUGUCUGCUUGAAACUAAUCCCUGUUUGUGUUUUUUUUGGUGUUUUUUUUAACGUCAUCCAAGAAUCUUGAUUCUCAAUAGGAUUCUCUUUUCAUGAACUUCCUCCUGCUGUACCCUUUGACCCUGUAUAGAAGGAAGUGGGGGAGGGGGGUAGAGUAGAUAGGAAUCCUGGGGCAGUGAUCCCAACAUGCCCUACCAGAUUGCACAUGCUUGCUAAAGACCACAGCUCUCUGGAUGUUUUCCAUGGCCCAUCUAUAUAAAUAACAUAACAGUGCUCUUCCUUUUCAAAUUGGUGGUGGUUCCGGACAGAUAAUAGGACAGUUUCCAUUGCAUCAGUUAACAAACAAGAAGCACAUGCAUGCAUUGUUAUUGGUUUGUGGUUGGAAUGUAUUUCAGUACAGUACCUGAAUAGUACAGUGAACAGUUUGUUAAUGUGUUUGGUAAACAAACACAGAGGUAAUUAAAAAAUCAUUGAACUUCCCAUUCCUUUGAACAGCGGUAGGGCUGACAUUACCUUAGUGAAACCAGCCCCUGAAAUGCAUUCUUUCUCGUGAAAAUACCUCAGUAAAUCUCAGUUCAGUUCCAGUGUAGAGCAGCUGGGUCAAUGUCCAGCCUCUUUGAUUUAGGGGUGUUAAGCACACACAGGUCGUGAUUGUAGAAGAAGAGUGUGAUCUCAUGAUAAUGAAAUGUAUGAAAUGUGUUUUCUGUUGGAGAACCAGCAGUGUCCUUGUGUGGUGUCAUUUGCAGUGGAACAAAGACAUUUUUAAACCUUUUGAUUUAAAGUUGUAGCUUUUCUGCUGCUCAGCUGGUUUUAACCCUGUAGUGCCCAAAAAAAGUUUAAAUGGAAAAAAAAUGUAUUUACUUAAGUAGAUUCAGUUUCUUGUAUGUAUUGCAUAUGAAAAGUUCUGUCUUGAUUAAUAAAAAUAUAAUAUAGAGGGGUCGCUAAGCAUUUUAUCAUGAGUGAAACAGAAGUGGGCAUAACAGGGUGCCUUUUUCUGAGGAAAUACUAUGUGCUGAACUGAUCAAAUAAUAAAGCUGGUAUGAUCUCAUUGUUUGCCUUUGUCUUU